Messenger RNA from Clonostachys rhizophaga, 504 nucleotides. The record is from the annotation of a GenBank genome assembly. Lineage: Eukaryota; Fungi; Ascomycota; Sordariomycetes; Hypocreales; Bionectriaceae.
AUGCGCUUCUCCUUGGCUCUGCCACUGGCCUUGGCCGCCCAAGCUCUUGCCGGUCCUACUUUUUACCUCUAUGCCUAUGGAGAGGGUAUCAAUGGGUUGGAAGUCAUCAAUUCUGGCGACCGUGCCUAUCUUGGAAAUACCAAAGAUGCUCCUGACCAGGGGGCAAUGCAGCUUGACUGGUAUGAAUGGGGAGAUGAGCACGGUAUCUGGUAUGCAACCCGCCGCGACGGGGGCGAUUUCUCAGACUGGGCCUACUAUCUCCCAGGAGCAGGUUCCUCCUCCACCCAGACACGCUUCACGUCAUAUAGCCAGAUGCCCAAGGACGUCAGGGCGACUGGAUUCGUGCUGGAUGGCGACCGGGCCUUUUACGAGGAGGGUGGCAAGCGCCUCUCAAACUGGUUUGCGCUCCCCGUCGAGGGCAAGAAGGGCUUGUAUACUGUGGAGUGGGGCACUGGUAGCGUAAAGGGCAAGAUUGAUAUUACUUUGAGCAAGAAGGCACCUUGA